UCUUCCCCUCAGCAACACCAUGCAGAGCAAGAAAGUGACCAUCACAUACUAUGAUGAGUAUGGAGUAUGGCCACACCUGGCAGAUGAGCUUUCAUCACGAUUGCCUCUCCGCAACCUGCACUGGAAUCCAUCAAUUCAGCGUCCUCUACGAACGAUACAAAGUCUAGAUGUAGACAUGAAGCGAUUCACCUACGAUUCAGCUCCACAGCCGCUACUAUCAGUGCAGACGCCGUACCUGAACUUGUAUUUUGUCGCGUGCGAUGACAAUGAUUCUUAUCGCAUGUCCGUGAAAAGGCAGAUUAAGGCUUGGAUGGACGUCAUCACUACAAAGAAAAAUCAAGAAUGGAUGCUUGUGUAUGUUGCGGGGCAGGAUACUCGCAAAGGAGCUAGCUAUCUCGGACUUAAGACCUCUGUGUACGAUAAAAUUAAGAACGAUUUUAAUAUUGGAAAGAGAGACAGAUGCGUGUAUUUGAGAUCAGCCAGUUCAGAACACGCCGAUUCAGAAGAUUGGGUUGAUUUUAUCAACAAAAUGAAAGAUGGUAUUAUGACGAGCUUUGAUGCGCAAGUUCAACAGUACCAAGAUGAUACCCGCAGACUGGAUCUUCAGCGACAGAUGCCAGGUUGGAAUUAUUGUACUUUCUUCAUUCUCAAGGAAGGGCUAGCUCAUACGUUUGAAACCAUGACAUUGUAUGAAGAAUCUCUCAUUCAAUAUGAUGAGUUGGAAGCUUCCUUCUUCCAAGUUUUGAGAGACAAAGCGUUAGCUUGGUUUGGACAUGUUGGCGGUUCUUCUCCAGGAGAUGAUAGCUCCAAUGUUCUUGAUUUCAAAAAGAAACCUUAUCGAGAACUCAUCAACAAAAACACCAUUUCUGUUUUCGACUUUCGAAGCUACUUAUUUGCACGCCAAUGCUUCUUGCUACUCAAAUUACAAAGACCAAUUGAGACUUGUGCUAGAGCUCAGUUAUUUAUUUCCAACAUGACCGUCACUAUAAAGGAAAAUGAUAUGCCGGUCGAGGACUAUCUCGAAUCAUGGAUAUUUUCAGCAUGCACCAACAUUGUCAAUGAAUGUGAACCGAUUGCAACUCAUCUGGCGACUGGAAACCCUGAUAUUUUACCAAUCUACAAUGCGGCCAAGGCUGAUCUUUUGAUUUUGGCUCGCAAACAGCUUGACAAACUUGGUGUCAAGCAUGGGCACUUGCCAGAUUCCACUCCAUUUAAUAUGCAUAUUGACAAGAAUGUCAACACAAAGAAGCGGUUUUCCUCUGGAGCGGAAGUCACUGAUAAGGAGCCAAUGACGAACCAAAAGCUAAGAGAAGCUGUAGUAUCAAGAGAGGCUUUUGAUAAAAUGUACAUGGCACUGAGCACACGAGCGAUUAAGGGUUACGAUCAAAGCAAUAGAGUGCGAUCCGCGCUUUGUGCUCACGGGGAUAUAGCCUCCUUCAAAUUCGCUAGAGAAAAAUACGACGAAGCUGCUCGUAUACUAGACUCAAUGACUUGGAGAUACGGCGACCAGCACUGGAGUUAUAUCGAAAACGCUCUUUUGAGAAAGUGCGCAGAAGCUCAGAAAAAACUCGGAAAUACCAGACAAUUCUUGGAAUGCGUGUUGACUCUGCUGAAAAAUGCAUCUGAACUUUCCAGCGAAGAGGCAGAAUUUUAUACCAACGAGCUGCUUGACAACGUACAAAACAUGGAAGAAGAGAUUCACCGACAGUUCUCUCCUAUAUUUAUAGUGUCCGAUGUUGUCAUCGUAGAUGAUUUUGCAACCGUGGAUCAGACCAAUAUCCGGAUAUGCGUGGAUAACAAGCUUCCAAAGGCACUGCACUUUGACAAACUGUCGUUAAACCUCGUCGGAAACGAGCCUGAACAUAUCACUUACGAAAUUAACGAUCAAACUCUGAAUGCUGGCUUGAAUGUUUUCAACCUUUCCAGUCAAACCUCUGCGGCUGGUGAAUACGUAGUGGAAACUUGUCAUCUUCAGUUUGGCAAGCUCUCGUUUGCUCACAAUUUCUUGCAUGAGGGUCACGAGAAACACAUUCUUCGUCUGAAUCACGAUAUUCAAAAACUGUUUGUCGACGUUGAGCAACCAGGAAGUGUAACACUGGGAGAGCGACAGAAUUUUGCGGUCAGCAUCUACAGUGGUAAUGAAAAUAUUAAAGAAGGCACAUUUUUGUUGUCAUCUCUUUCUGAGGGACUCGAUAUCCCUCUAUCUGAGGAAUAUACUGCUACGCUGAAGAACAUUAGCGAUGAAACAAGCCACACUAUCAUUUUGCAAGUCAAUGAAAGCGGUCAAAUCAAGCUCCCAGCACUGACUACCGACCAGAAAAUUGGAUUCCUCAUUUCAUAUGACGGACCGUGGAAUGAAAAUCAAUUCAGAAUUAGAAGUAAAGCAGACUAUGUAACAGCUGACGGAAGCAUUCGUUCCUUCCAUUCAGCCGACUUUGUGGAUAUCUUGAUACCAUUGACCGUCACUGAAUCCAGUAUAUUUGGAGAGAACUGUAUAUAUCUGAAGGUUGAAGCGUCCUGCAAUGGAAACAUUCCGGCACGUGUGCUUGGAUCUUGCUUGGAACCAUCAGCGUCCUAUGAGAUUGAAAAUCAAUCCAUAAACGAAAAUUGGGAUUUGACCUUAUUCCCUCGACAAGUGUCUACAUUUGUGUACAAGCUCAAAAAGCAGGGAGGCUCUACAGGCUCACUACAAUCAAAGGAACAUUUUGUUGUCAAGUAUCAAACGUUGCAAAGUGAGGUUGAGGCAGGAAUCAAAGCAAAGUUGAACACCAAGCUUAAGGAGCAUAACCUUGGCCAACACCUAAAUCACAUUUGGAAGCAUAUUCGCAAAGAGUUCUUGUCGCACAUUGAUUAUAACGAUUACGGACUUACGGAAACCGUUCGAGUCAAGUAUUUUGAUGCUGAAGUAUGCGAAUCGUUCCUCCUGCAUCGGGACCUCAAGACGAAAGUGGAACUGCUAGACUUGAUAGAAGAAUUUUUCCAACACAAUGCCAUCAUUUCACAAUCCGAUAUUCGAAAGGAGCAUCCAACUAUUUCAGAGAGAGCGUUGUCGUUUCCCUUGGAUGUCCCAAGAUCAAGAGUACUCCAUACCGUGGAACUCAUUUUGCCAAACGAUACCUACAUGCACGUGAAUGAACCUUGUGAAGGCACUUUGAAGAUCAAGCAAUCACCUUACUGGGCAUCAGAAGAGAGUGUAGAAGAUGCGUCUUCAUUCUUUGUAUAUGAAAUAGAAGCUGACUAUGAUAACUGGCUUCUGUCCGGGAAGCGUAAGCUUAAAUUCAGCUCAAAGGUUGGUGAAGUGUAUGAAUUCCCAAUCACGUUGAUUGCCCUGAAGACCGGUCAAAUACCAUUGCCUCCGGUCAAAGUUCACUCCGUCUCGUCCAGCAUUUUUGCUUCGACAUUGUACAUUAAUAGCGCGCAGCAGGUUUUAGUCCGUCCAAAAAGUAGUACGGCUACAUUCUUUGUUGAGCAGCAACAACGCUUUGUACAACAAAGGGCUACUGCCGUACAGACUCCAUAUUCCGAAACCGGCCAUCAACGUGCAGCACUGACUGCGGUUGACGAAGUCGUUGGCAAUUAGUUACUCGAGGUUGUUCGUUUUAUUGUAAGUGAUGAAACCAUCACCUGUACUCUAUCCAGUAUGUUACAAA
Umbelopsis ramanniana AG is the source of this 3650-nucleotide messenger RNA. RefSeq lists its product as uncharacterized. Bases 20 to 3580 code for a protein of 1186 amino acids. Gene Ontology annotation, cellular component: TRAPPII protein complex. NCBI's taxonomy places the organism in Eukaryota, Fungi, Mucoromycota, Umbelopsidomycetes, Umbelopsidales, Umbelopsidaceae. The transcript has 21 exons. Gene Ontology annotation, biological process: early endosome to Golgi transport; intra-Golgi vesicle-mediated transport. The record is from RefSeq and is a predicted model, not a curated record.